This is a messenger RNA of Hemibagrus wyckioides, 1896 nucleotides long. RefSeq names its product beta-1,3-galactosyltransferase 2-like. Gene Ontology annotation, cellular component: membrane. NCBI's taxonomy places the organism in Eukaryota, Metazoa, Chordata, Actinopteri, Siluriformes, Bagridae. The transcript has 2 exons. Bases 580 to 1770 code for a protein of 396 amino acids. The record is from RefSeq and is a predicted model, not a curated record. Gene Ontology annotation, molecular function: N-acetyl-beta-D-glucosaminide beta-(1,3)-galactosyltransferase activity.
GGGAAGAUAAAAGGGUCACGUGAGGGAACUGAAGUGCGCGCACAUACACUCGCACAUUUCCCUUCCCCCCAGCACGCAGCAGUGGUGCGAGGACAGCGAGGCAAGCAGGAGCGCAGACAAACGACUCAAAGCAGCAGCGAGUAAAAAUAGCGCGUCAGACCCAGCUGCCGAGAGGAAGCACAGAGAGAGAGAGACGGAGAGAAGGCAGAAGCAUGAGGUGAGGAAAAAGGGCCAGCGUUCUGCCUAGCAACACACACAGAGCCGUAGAAGAUCUCCACUCCGAGCCCCGGCAGUCUCUGUUAGGGUCCCACCUUCAAGAAUGACUAAUCUGCACGAGGAGGAGUCUUAAAAAACACGAGGCCACGUUCUCCGCUGCAGGGAAAAACGGAGCUCGGAGGGGGAAAAAGCUUUCGGCUUUCAGACGGGUUCUGGACGGCGCUAAACGAUGUGGACCAGAGAGCAGCACGAGUCGAGCUGCCAGCACGUGCCGGAGAUAUCGAGGCACACCCAUGGCGAGCGUGGCGUUAUCUCCCACCGCCAAAUUCCCUGCUGAGAAAGGUCUUCUUCCCUGGGGGAACCAUGCAGUGCAGGCGUCGGCAUUGCUAUGCGCGGAUCGCGGGAUUGCUGGCUUUCCUGGGAUGCGUCGUUCUGAUCCUCUUCGUCCAACACAUCUGGCUGACGAGGCUGAAAAGCCACAUCACCACCCAGCCGACCUUCAAGAAAGAGGCGGAGACGCUCCCUUCGCCGACCAGGUUCCUGGCCAACGGUACCCUUGUCUCCACUCAGCCGGCGCUCAGAAGCGUCACGGGAUCUAACCGGAGUUUAGCCAAGGAGGAAAACGCAGAAAGCAUCCUGAAAGUAGAACCCUACAAGUACAUCAUCAACGAGCCGGACAAGUGCAGGAACAAUAAGACUUUCCUCGUGCUGCUGAUCCCGGUCGAACCGCACAAUUCUGAAGCCAGGAACGCCAUCAGGCAGACGUGGGGCAACGAAAGCAUGGCUGAAGGAAUAGUACGGCUCUUUCUGAUGGGCGUGAAAAACACCACGAGGGAUCCCGGGAUGCGCGAGCUACAGCUGCGCUCCCUCAGGUCAGAAAGUCAGCAACAUCGCGACAUGAUCCAGCAGGACUAUGUCGACUCGUACUACAACCUCACUAUCAAGACGCUGAUGGGGAUGCACUGGGUGUCCAGGUACUGCCCCAAUGCCAAGUACGUCAUGAAAGCGGACAGUGACAUGUUCGUCAACACGGAGUUCCUCAUCGAGAAACUCCUUAAAGCCAACAUUCCCAGGGAGAUGUACUUCACUGGGUACCUCAUGCGAGGCUACAAGCCCAACCGGAACAAGGACAGCAAGUGGUACAUGCCUCCAGAGCUGUACCCCAGCGGGAGCUACCCCACGUUCUGCUCGGGAACCGGGUACGUCUUCUCCGGCGACAUGGCCAAGAGGAUCUACACCACGUCCCUGAGCAUACGCAGGCUGCAUCUGGAAGACGUCUACGUGGGACUCUGUCUCUCCAAAAUGAACAUCGAGCCCAUGCUGCCUCCCAACGAGUUCCUCUUCAACCACUGGAAGGUUUCCUAUUCCAGCUGCAAAUACAGCCAGCUGAUCACCUCACACGAGUUCCGUCCCAGCGAGCUGCUCAGGUACUGGCAGCACCUCCAGAAAAACAAGGACCGAGCCUGCAAAAUGUCCAAAGGACAGAUGAACAAGAACGCCAAUGUGGAGACGCUUCAUCAGGCCAAAGCGGUGCUUCGUUCUAACGGGAAGUGACGGAGCUUCAGCUCUUUCUGUUCAGUUCUCAGUGGAAUCUCCAGCACCAAUGUCACCAAUGAACUGUUUUUGGUAGUAAAACGCUGUGUUGUAUCACAAGUAAGAUUAAACACUGUUUGUAAGUGC